Messenger RNA from Acanthochromis polyacanthus (spiny chromis), 1935 nucleotides. RefSeq lists its product as uncharacterized. The coding region runs from base 135 to 1538 and encodes 467 amino acids. Lineage: Eukaryota; Metazoa; Chordata; Actinopteri; Pomacentridae. The transcript is spliced from 2 exons. The record is from RefSeq and is a predicted model, not a curated record. Gene Ontology annotation, molecular function: nucleic acid binding.
UUUACAGUGUGACACCGGGCGGAUGUAAACAAAGGAAAGCCUCCAGCAGCGUUAGCUUGACGGAUGUUUGGACUGAGCUGCAGGGAGGCUGUGUUGUCAUGUCUCAGAUGAAUAUCUCAGCAGUUUGAGUUAAAAUGAGUUCCGCUCAGUGUUUAGGAGAAUUAAUUACCGAGACACGAACUGCUGCCGAACAAACCACCGUCAAGGACGAGGGACGUCAGCGCAGACUGCUGGAUAACAUCUGGAAACCACAAAUAACACAACACACAGCUGGCCUCCCAGAGCAAUGUGUUUGUAAGGAGGAGGAGGUUUUCGUUGACCAGCAGCUCUGUAACCAGGAGAGGAACUCCAGUCCGGACCAAGGGGACCCAGAACCUCCAGGGAUUAAAGAGGAACAGGAAGAACUCAUCAUCAGCUUUGAUAAGGAGAACCCAGGGUCUCUAGACAUUAAAGAGGAACAAGAGAAACUCUGCACCAGUCAGGAAGGAGAGCAGCUUGCACUGAAACAUGAGAUUGAUAUGCUAAUAGUAACUCCUACUUAUGAAGAAAAAGACCACAGUGAACCAGAAUCAAACAAUGACCAGUUCCUCCCUCACAACCUACCUGUAGCUCAAAGCCCAGAUCAAGAAGAAAGCAAACAUGUAGACUCAGGAUCAGCCAGAAAUGCAGUGUUGAGACCAAAGAGAAGACAUCACAGUAGCAGCAGUCACAAUAAUACUUUAGACACAUUUUCAGAGAAUCACUGCACAAAGUGUGAUCAAAAAGUUCUGAAACCAUCUCUGCUGCAAACAGACGGAGCCCAGAACAGUCACGCACAUGCAACAAAUACGAGCAGUGAUUUUCAUCCGUGUGACCCUUUGCAGGUGCCCACUGGUGACCUGGACCUCAAACUUGAGCAGAGAGCAAAAAUACAACAUUGUGUCAAACUCGGGAAAUCGGCAAAGGAGACUCUCAAGAUACUUCAGAAAGCCUACGGCAAGGAAGCGAUGAGCCGGUCCAGAUGUUUUGUCUGGCAUUCACGUUUCAAGAUGGGCAGAACUUCACUGGAUGAUGACGAUAGGCCAGGGCGACCGUCUACGAGUACGACUCCUGAAAAUGUCCAAGAGAUUGAACAAAUUGUGUGUCAGGAUCGUCGGCUCACCAUAAAGGAAAUUGCUUACAUGGUCAACAUGUCCUUUGGAACAGUUCAGGCAAUCCUAACGUCCAAUUUGAACUUGCACCGUGUUGCUGCCAAGUUUGUGCCCAGGCUCCUAACUCCUGAGCAGAAACAGCAGCGUGUAAAAGUGUGCGACGAUCUCCGUCAACAGGCCCAGGAUGACCCAACCUUCACGUCGAGGAUUAUCACUGGUGAAGAGAUUUGGGUCUAUGACUACAACACAGAAACCAAACAGCAGUCUCCGAGACCGAAGAAGGCACGUCAGGUCAAGAGUACGACAAAGAACAUGCUUGUGGUCUUCUUCGACAUUCAUGGAGUUGUGCACCGUGAGUUCGUCCACACACUCAGACUGUCAGUGCCGAGAUCUACUGUAACAUCCUGAGGCAUCUGAGGGAGAGCAUUCGCCAGAAACGACCUAAACUGUGGCACGAUGGUAACUGGGUGCUCCACCAUGAUAGCACGCCCGCUCACAGGGGUUUGGAAACGCAGGACUUGUUUGCCAGCACCAACACAAUCAUCAUUCCCCACCCACCCUACUCGCCAGAUUUGGCUCCCUGUGACUUCUUUCUCUUUCCAAAAUGAAGUUGAAGUUGAAAUGUUACCAUUGUGAAACGGUGGAGGAGAUUCAGAAUGCGUCACAGUUGGUGCUUGACACACUUAAGCAGCGGGACUUCCAGAGAGCAUUUCAAACAUGGCAGGAGCGAUGGGAGCGGUGUAUUACUGCACAAGGAGACUACUUUGAUGGGGAUGGCGGCCAAAUAUAAAUAAAGUUCAAGUCU